AUGCCAACCAACAAUGAGAGCAAGUAUAUAAAAGAAGUAUGGGCCGAAAAUCUUGAAGAGGAAAUGGCUGUUCUUCGAGAUCUAGUGGAACAGUAUCCUUUCCUCGCAAUGGACACUGAAUUUCCUGGAGUGGUUGCUAGACCCAUUGGGAUUUUUCGAACUAGUUCCGAUUAUCAUUAUCAAACCCUUCGUUGUAAUGUCGAUUUGCUGAAAAUCAUCCAGUUAGGAAUUACAUUUGCAGAUGAGAACGGAACUUUACCACCAGAUACUUGUACAUGGCAGUUUAAUUUUAAAUUCAAUUUGGGGUCAGUGUUUAUUGCAAAAAGAAAAUUGCGAGGUGAUAUGUAUGCACAAGAUUCCAUUGACCUAUUGACAAAAUCUGGUAUCGAUUUCAAGAAACAUGAAGAGUAUGGUAUAGAUGUAGAACACUUUGGUGAAUUGUUGAUAAGUUCUGGAUUUGUAUUACUGGACGAUGUUAAAUGGAUAUCUUAUCAUAGUGGUUAUGAUUUUGGCUAUCUAUUAAAAGUGCUCACAUGUUCUCCUUUACCGGCCGAGGAAUCAGAGUUUUUUGACCUAUUGAGAACAUAUUUCCCCUGUAUAUAUGAUAUAAAGUUCCUUGUGAGAAGUUUCAAAAAUUUAAAAGGUGGUUUGCAGGAUAUUGCAGAUGAUUUACAG
Molecule: messenger RNA, 675 nt
Organism: Funneliformis geosporum
Lineage: Eukaryota; Fungi; Glomeromycota; Glomeromycetes; Glomerales; Glomeraceae
Source: the annotation of a GenBank genome assembly